Hyla sarda is the source of this 2579-nucleotide messenger RNA. RefSeq names its product signaling receptor and transporter of retinol STRA6 (gene STRA6). Gene Ontology annotation, cellular component: plasma membrane. NCBI's taxonomy places the organism in Eukaryota, Metazoa, Chordata, Amphibia, Anura, Hylidae. The record is from RefSeq and is a predicted model, not a curated record. Gene Ontology annotation, biological process: vitamin A import into cell. Gene Ontology annotation, molecular function: signaling receptor activity; retinol transmembrane transporter activity. Bases 212 to 2125 code for a protein of 637 amino acids. The transcript has 18 exons.
UGCCUGCUCUGUCUGGGCGCUCUCUCCCACCUCCUCAUCUCAGAUAAAUCACCUUCCCCCCCAAUCUCUUCCAGACCAGAGAAGUAAGGAGAGCGUGCACAGAUUUGCCUUCUAUCAGUCGACAGGUGUCUCUGCUGCUCAGCACCUGCAGAAUUCCGAGAAGGCCACAUCCUCCAUAGGACAAAAGGAGCAGCAGUAAGCAGGCAGCAUUAUGUCAAGUCUAGAGGGGAGCCCUGAACCGGGACAAGAUGACCAGAACUAUGAUGACUGGUAUAUCGAUGAUUCCCAAGAGCCAACAGUGCCACCUCAUGAGAUAAUCUUACCGUGUUUCCCAACAUUGUCUGAUGGAUUAUAUCACCUUAUUCUUGCAUCUGUAUCUCUUUGCACUUUGCUGUUUCUGUGUUUCCUGAUUCGGAGGCAAAAGCUUUGCACCUCUUUCUGUUGGGGCGUCCCUGGUGUUCUCAGCCCCUUGAAUCUCUUAGAAGGUUCUGGCAACAACUGGGUGCCCUGUGCAGCUUUUGGGUUGCUGUUUUCCUCAAUCUUUCGGAUGCUUUUAGACCCUACUGCUCUCAACUUCAUUCCAUACAGUGACGGGGCUCACAAAGAGUUUUGGAAAAUCCUUGCCCUUUUCUAUUACCCUGCAUUGUACUACCCGCUUCUGGCAAGUUAUAGUGUGCAAAGAAUACCUGGGUACAUAGUGGGCACCAUCUUAUCCUGGAUGCAUUGUGGAGCAUUAAUAUGGCAGAAAGUAGAAUGCCCUCAGACACCACAGUUCUACAGUUAUUACUCCUUAUUAGCAACUGUGCCCCAGAUCUGCUGCCUUAUUCUGCUGAGCAUCAUCUACCCUACGCUUCUCCUUCAAAAACUACGCCAGCCCUCGCACUCCAAGCAGAUGUCUGAAAGAAAUUAUUAUCUCAAAUACCUGAAAAAACUUCUGAGGCGCAAAGCAUCCAAAACCAGCAAAGACUCGGUCAGUAUUGGCUCCCAGGUGUCACUGAAUCUCUGUUCCUAUCUUUGUUCUUCCAAUAUAGGCUUUCGCUUAUCACAAAGAUCCUUAAUGGCAGCUACUGUAUCUGUACUAUCUGCUUAUCAGGUGGCCCUCCUUCUUCUGGUAGGAUUCCUCCCAACAGUGAAAAAGAUCCGGAGUUCUAUUGAUGCGGAGUUUAUACUCAUGUUGGCUGGCUUUGGAGUACCUGUGGAUGAAGAUAAGGCAAAAGCUGUGGACUACAUUGUGUACUAUAUCUGGACAGUGGAAGUAUGUUACAUUGCCGCAAUGGUGUUGUCUUGUGCGGUGACAGUGACAAUGCUGCUGCGAUCACUAGUCAAACACAGAUGGGCGCUACAGUCUUUAUGUGCUGGUAAGGUCACCCAGGUCUUUCUAAAGCCCCGCUCUCUCCAUCCAUCUCCACCAGCUCUGGCCAGCUGGAUGAGUCACAUUAGUUACCAAGCGGCUGUGACCUGUAUAGGUCUCAUUCUGCAGCACGUCAUCCUGUUUCUUGUUCACCUGAUUGUUACAUUCCUUAUCAUUAUUCCAAUCGCAUAUGGAAAGUUCCAGAUUGUUCUUCCCAUUCUAGAAAGAACGUGGCCAUUUUGGUUACUUUUGCUACUGGUCACAAUAGUUCAGCACCUUUCUACACGCUUCAUCUUCCUGCAAGGAAGUCCAUGGCAAACUACUAACAGGAGAGUUCUCUUCCUAUUCACAUAUAUCUUCCUCCCGGUGAAUAUUUUACGCGGUGGAUUGCUCGCAAUCGCCCGGCUUGUCAUCUCACUUACCUUUAAUGUCAUACACUUCUGUCGCCUGGACUUGAGUUUACUGCAACACAGCGUACAAAGCUGGGACCCAGGCUACAGGAAUUAUUGUAAUUUCUUGCUGUUGGAGGUCACUGAGUGUCAUCCACUGGUUACUGCUUUUUGCUUGCUCCUGAAACCCCCUUGUUGGAAGAAGCCUGACCUAGAGGAAGGAAUUCACCUGAUGCCAGCAGAUGGUCGAUCAGCAAAAGGAGCACGUUCUCACUUAGCCAGAGCUCGCUGGGGUCUUGCAUAUACUCUAAUUCACAACCCAUCACUUGUCAGUCAUCGGGGAUCCAGAACCAUCAAUGGAGGAUCUCCUCCAUGUUCUAAAUAGCACCUGGUCAACAACCAUGGACAUUCCAGUAACAUAGUCUACCUCCCAUCCCUUCCCUCCUAUCCCCUAGAUGCACUGCUGGGCAGGGUGGGGUUUUGUAGGGGGAUGGUGGCUCCUUUAUUUUUGUAGUUUAGUAAAGUUUAUUUCUCCAAGAAAACAUUGUUUUUUAAUGGUUUCUGUCUAUAACUUAAAUCCCUUUAAUGAACUUAUUUGUUAUUUCCAGUAAUUUUACUGUGCAGCCCUGUUUCGUGUUUUAUAUGUACUACUUAAUACUGUAUGUGUGUUGUCUACAUUAUAUGUCCUAUGUCUUCCAUAUAUUUGUCCAGUGCUCACAAUACGAACUGUGAAUUUUACGCUGCAAGAAUAUACACUACAGCAGUUUAUAGUUUAUAUGCAGAAUGUGUUUCUUCUGUUGGAUAUCAAAUAUAGAAUAUCAAAAAAAAGUCUUAGAUAC